Megalobrama amblycephala (Wuchang bream) is the source of this 2358-nucleotide messenger RNA. RefSeq names its product fibroin heavy chain. The record is from RefSeq and is a predicted model, not a curated record. Lineage: Eukaryota; Metazoa; Chordata; Actinopteri; Cypriniformes; Xenocyprididae. Bases 99 to 1535 code for a protein of 478 amino acids. The transcript has 4 exons. Gene Ontology annotation, molecular function: ubiquitin binding.
UAACGCAAAAAGACAUUUGUAACCGAACACGGAAGUCGUUCAAAGGAACUCCCGCGUAGUUUUCAUUGUUUGGAUAAAACCAUGUGCGUCUGAUAGAGAUGCAGUGUGUUUACAACCGAAUGACUACUAUGUCUAAACUGAAGAGGAAGAAAUUAUCAGUUGAAGAGAGUAGAUCCGAGCAGCACUCGAGGAUCAAGAAGUCAAACGAAAGUUUGUGCACAGUACAGGACAGUAGCUGCAGCAAAACAUCAACAGGGAGGGAGAGGUGGUGGGAGAGUUCUGAAUUAAGUGAUGUGGAGAGACUCUGGGCUCUUACCUUGAGAGCUCUAUGCCCAGCCCUGCAGUCAGAUCAGGAGGAACCUAUUCCACAGCUCCCCCCACCUUCAUCCACGAAAACUCCUGUACAAAAAGUAAGUGAUUGGAGGUGGUGCAAUGCAGAUGAAGAUGCUAAUCCCCCUCCAGAUCUGCCCGCUCCAUCUUUCCUCACUCACCCACAACCAGUGAAUGACUGCAAGAACCCUUCACACCCUCCAGCAGCAGAGAACAUGGGGGAAUCUGACCCACCUCCACUUGCCGAUCAAGAGAAUUAUAUAUCCUCACCUGAUCAGGAGAGUGUGUCAGUAUGUGACAUACAAACUACUCAGCAGCACCACCUAGAAGUCUGUGGCGUUGAGGGUCGUAAAUUGUCAGACAAACAGGGUGAUAAAUUUGGCGAAGCGGGUAAAGUCUCAGAAAUGCAAGAGCUUACAAUAGGAUCUGGAGCUGGAUUGGAUGCGGACUCAAGAGCAGGAGGAUCUGGAGCAGGAUUGGAUGCGGACUCAAGAGCAGGAGGAUCUGGAGCAGGAUUGGGUGUGGAAUCAAGAGCAGGAGGAUCUGGAGCAGGAUUGAAUGAAGGAUCAAGAGCAGAAGGAUCUGGAACAGGAUUGAAUGCAGGAUCAAGAGCAGGAGGAUCUGGAGCAGGAUUGAAUGAAGGAUCAAGAGCAGGAGGAUCUGGAACAGGAUUGAAUGCAGGAUCAAGAGCAGGAGGAUCUGGAACAGGAUUGAAUGCAGGAUCAAGAGCAGGAGGAUCUGGAACAGGAUUGAAUGCAGGAUCAAGAGCAGGAGGAUCUGGAACAGGGAAGGGUAUAAAAACAGGUGCAGGAGGAUCUGGAUCAGGGCUAGGAACAAUACCUGGAACUGAAGCAUCAGCAUCAGGCAUGGGAAUAAAACAAAAAGCAGGAGUAUCUGGAUCAGGGCAGAGAGCAAAUCCUGGAGCAGGAGGGUCUGGAACAGGGCAGCGGGCAAAUUCAGGAGUAAGAGGAUCUGGAUUAGGACUGGGAACAAAAUCUGGAGCAGGACAGGGAGCAAAAUCAGGACUUGAAGGAUCUGGGUCAGGGCUGGAAAGAAAUUCAGAAGCAGUUGGAUCUGGAUUGGGGCAAGGAAAAAAAUCAGGUCCAGAAGGAUCUGGAGCUGUGUCUGGAUCAGGACUGGAGUGCUGCCCAAUGUGUCUAAUGUCAUUUCCUGAAGGGUGUUUUGCAGAACAGCAACUCAAAUGAAGAAGCAGGGAAUGUGAUGUGCUGUCAUUGUAGAGUUGAUGCAUGUUCUAGAACACCGGAGACUAGAAGACUGAGAUCAGCUUUGGCAUUAGAGAUGUUAAGCUGUACCUUUAGGUAAAGCCAGAACAUACAUACGCUCACUCUCAUGAACCCCUUGGCAACACUUGUUUCACUAGGCUUUAAGAUGAAGUGUUGGUGGAUGGAAUCAUGAAUUCUAUCACCUCUUUUUAAAUGGGCAAAAUAAAAUUAGUCAUUUGUUGGAGAAAGACAUUUUAUUUUCCCUAAAUGAAAUGGAUUUGAGUGUUUGCGCCUUAGGUGCUGGUGGAGCACUCCGAGAUGGAUAUCGCAGCCACAGUUAUGUAACUCACUCCUGGACGUGAUGUCAUCCUUGCAGAUGUAGAGCAGAGGAUCCAGUUCAGAUGGGAUUUAUAUUUGAUGCUUUCUGAACACGUGAUUCUUUAUUUUGAUUGAUGAACAUAGCAACGUUUAGCAGCUGUUAUUGUUGUUGUACUAUAGUAUGAAGUACGCAAAGUGUUACACAACACAUGACACUGAAUUUUGAGACUUAAUAAUGAGGUGGUACAGUGAUUGUACCCUGGUACUUUAUGAUAAUCUAGUCUUUAGAUGUACAAAAGUUAGCUAUAUUAUAUUUUAAUUAACUGAAAUGAGUUUAGGAAGUAGUUUAAGAAGAAAUACAUUUUGGAAAGUUGACAUAUUUUGCAAUGUGACAUGAUUUAAACUGCAUUUUCUAUUUUAUAAUUAUGUUUGCUGAGUUCUUAUUAUUUGAAAGACUACAUAAUAUUUGUACUUUUAUUUAUAUAAA